AUGUAUGGUCUUCUCAAGCGUACCAAGAUCCCUACGACCAACAACGGCCCGACCAACGCUGUUCGCAUCAACUGCAGCGUCAGUCAGAAGAUUUACGGCAGACCUGUCUUCGAAAGUGUCACAAUGCCAGACAAGGUGGUCGAAGAAUUGAUGGAACCUUGGGUGCUCAAUGGCCAGUCAUCUCAGAUCGCCCGUCGCAUUGGCACUCCUCUCCGCGCAUUCAUCGAACAUCAGCACCAAAGAACGCCUGACGUUCGUAUGAACUGGCCGUACGCCGUAUAUCCUCACGUUAGCUGUGAGCUCAACACAGAGGAGGACUCCAACAUCUGGGGAUGGGCACUGGACUACUGGAAGAUGAAUGCCGGUGAUGCCUACGUGAUCAGAGAGGAUGGAGAACCGCUGUGUCCUAGAUUCCUUGAGAUUCUGUGUGCUUGGUGCUAUCAAGAGUUGAAUUUCGCCCGGGCCAUGGAGGAGCUCCACACUGUUCCUGUCGACAACAGAAAGGAUAUCCUUGCUCUGGUUACCAAGGAAAACUUUGAGGCUUACAGAGAGAAGUUCGAGAAGGAAGGCAGAGUUGCAGACUACAACUGGCAGGAGCCUUUGAGCGAAGAUUUGAAGGAGAUGCUUCUUGCAGAAGGAGUCCAGGNNUCUGAAGGCGUCGGAAAGAAGGAGAUGGUGUUUUGA
Messenger RNA from Aureobasidium vineae, 684 nucleotides. The record is from the annotation of a GenBank genome assembly. NCBI's taxonomy places the organism in Eukaryota, Fungi, Ascomycota, Dothideomycetes, Dothideales, Saccotheciaceae.